Molecule: messenger RNA, 970 nt
Organism: Naegleria gruberi
Lineage: Eukaryota; Heterolobosea; Eutetramitea; Acrasida; Naegleriidae
Exons: 1
Source: RefSeq, a predicted model, not a curated record
AUGCGUCUUUCAUACUCGAGGAAAAUACACACGCAGCAUACAAAGCAUGUGCAUUUGUUGUUGGUGCUGUUGGUGAUUGUUGGAUGUUGUCUUGUGGAUGCAGAAGAUUUCUCUUGUUUCGAAAUUCCAAGUUCAGAUCUCGUUAAUGUUUGUUCAGGACAUGGUAUAUGUGUUGACACGGAUAUUUGUUCAUGUUUUCCUGGUCAUACUAAUUCUCAAUGUGAAACUCACACUUGUUUUGGAAUAAUAUACAACGAUGAACCUAAUGUUUGUUCAGGACAUGGUACUUGUAUUGGUCCGAACAUGUGUAAUUGCACCAUUCAAGAUGGUGUAGUAUAUGGGGGAGAUUCAUGCGAAUUAAUUAUUGGAUAUGUUCACUCAAACAGUUGCGGGAACGAUUGCAAAUCAACAGACUAUAUUCAAAGUGGAGUUGACACAUUAUUUGUUAAAGAACUGCAAACAUUCCAAUCAACACUGAAGGCAGAAUAUCCAAAUUAUUCAUUCAGGUUAAAGAUGAGUUCAGAAUACUUGUGGAAAAACUCUGACGGUUCUUUCAAUCUCAACGAGCUAGGUGGUAAUUUAACAAUAUCUGUUGUUAACUUGGUGCUUGUUGAUGGUUUAAUAUCGUUCCGUAAUGGAAGCGGUCUCAUUGGAAGAACCAAGGACAACAUUUCCCCUCUCUACAUGUUCUCGAAUGAUUUUUAUGUUUCAUUUAAGGUUAAUGUUAAAGAGUUUAAGGAAUACAAUCCAAUUAUGAAUAUUACGAGUGGACCCUCAUUCUCCAUUUACAUGUCAGGAACUUCGCUAUUUUUUGAAGGUCAAACUAUUGAAUUUAAUGAUAGAUAUAUCCAAACUAUUCCUAACGAAAUUCAUAUGUUAUCGCAAACUUACACGGUAGUCAUUAUUAAAUCAUUUGUAGAUGGCACCAAGAUCUAUGUGAACGAUCGUCUUUGUUUUGAGAGCGAGUCAA